AAGCAAAUUAAGUUCCCAGCCAGCCAGCCAUUCUUGUCCACAUCUUAUCCUGUUUUUUUUUAUCGACUACGUACAUUCCUUCACAGGUGUCAAGACGUCCAUCUCACAGACUCGCCUAGCUAGGUAGUUAGCGAUCCAGAAGAUGAUCUCACACACAUCCGCGUUUAAGUGUCAGCAUAUCCGCUCAAGAAAAUAAUAAUCCAAUUAACAUGGCGUACUCGCAAAUAGGGUCUCAGUUCUUGAAAAUCCUUGUUUCAGAGUCUCCCUGUAAAUAUGGAUCCCUUGUGCAUCCUUCUGGAAAAAUUGAUGGAACAUUACUCAGAGAGAAGAAGAAGUGUUUCCACACGGUGCAGUGCUAUGGUCCUUCGACAUCGGCGUUAUUGACGGGGGGAGAAAGUGGAUAUGGGGGGAAGCAGCAGGUGGCAGAUGAGGUUGGGUACUACUUUGUGAGGGAAUAUGGGUGGAGGGUGAGGAGGUUGGAGGAGAAGAUGCAUGAGAUGAGGAGGGCAGCUCAAGUUCAAGCUGAGGCGUUUCACGUCCCACUCCCCCUCUUCAAUCACUUGUUCUUCCACUUUUUUCAGGCUGAAGUGCUCUCUGGGCUGCUCUACAAACUUAGGAACUCACCUCCAAAUAGGUAUGCAUGUUUGGUAGCUGUGUCUUCCAUUGAUGAAUGCUGUGAUGAGUCACGACAGAACAUAGUGGGUGUGGUGGACGCUACCAUUUUGAGGGACGAAGCUGUUCUUCAUCACGUCCAAGGAGCUGACGAAUAUGUUUAUCUGUCUGGUAUUGCUGUUCGGAAUAAUUACAGGCGGCAGAAAGUAGGAACUGUGCUGCUGAAGGCUUGCGAAGCGCUGUCCUUUGUAUGGGGAUUUGAGUUUCUGGCGCUAAGAGCAUACGAAGACGAUUGGGGUGCUCGCACCCUAUAUGCUAACGCUGGUUAUAAAGUUGUGUCCAGAGAUCCUGUCUGGGUGACUACUUGGAUUGGCAGAAGACGUCGCGUUCUUAUGGUCAAGCGGGCUAAUCUCCAUCCUAAUUCAGAUCAUGAAUAAUAUUCAACUAGCCUCACACAAUGCAUGUGUGUGUGUGUAUGCGUAACGUAUUUGGUCCCCCAUUGAUUAGUUUGGAGGCUUAAAUGCUGAGCCAAACUAAGAAAAUUAUCUCAAAAAUCGAUCAUCUUGGAAGUGCAA
This is a messenger RNA of Malania oleifera, 1187 nucleotides long. Its product is annotated as GCN5-related N-acetyltransferase 10, chloroplastic. The record is from RefSeq and is a predicted model, not a curated record. NCBI's taxonomy places the organism in Eukaryota, Viridiplantae, Streptophyta, Magnoliopsida, Santalales, Ximeniaceae. Gene Ontology annotation, biological process: mitotic sister chromatid cohesion. The transcript is spliced from 4 exons. Gene Ontology annotation, cellular component: NatA complex; cytoplasm. Bases 210 to 1049 code for a protein of 279 amino acids. Gene Ontology annotation, molecular function: N-acetyltransferase activity.